CAUGUUUUUUACAUCACUUGCUACUGAAAAAUAUUUAUCUUUUUAUGCAUUUAAGAAUUAAAUACUAAUUUUAAUUAAUGACGAUAAGAAAUCAGAUUCACUUGAGUGAUUACUAAAAUUCAACAUUAGGUAAUUCAUUGUGUCGACAAAUGUAGUUGUAUAUAAAAACUGCAGUUUCAACACAUUUUGAGUUAUUUCUUAAAAUUAAGAUAAAAUGAUACCUAAUAAACAAGUCUUAAUCAUUUUCAUCGUCUUAGCAAAUUUUUAUUUAAAUUGUUGUGAUACAGAUUGCGUACAAGAUUUUUUUAAAUGUCUAAGUUCCAACGUUACCAUCAAAGAAUUUAUUGCAUGUACAAAAAAAUGUUGUGAGGAAACAUUAAAUGAAACUGUAAAUGAUUGGUCUGAUAAAUUUCACAAUUGCGUUCUCGAAGACCAAUAUCCGAUUAUUUUGAGUUGUAUCGACGAUAAAGAUGGCAAUGAAUGUGGAAGAAUGAUUCAAAACUAUUUCAAUAGAACACAAAAUAAUUAUAAUGAAUUUAGAAAUCAAGCAAUGUCAAGAAUAAAGAGAGCUACAAUGGAACAAUGCCAAAAUAAUACAGAUGUUACCGUAAAGUAUUUAUGCAACUUCUAUGAAGAUUAUUAUUAUUCUAAAUAAUUAAAUAAAAUCUUUUAGUGUUCUUACAAUUAAUAGAACAGUUACUUUGUAUCAAAUUUUCAAAUUAGUAGUAUUUUCACUAAAAUAUUUAUAUAUGUUUAAAUUUCCGUUAAAAAAUUUAAAUAUAAUUAAAAACGAGUGUUUAAGUUGAUAUAAGUUAAUUAUUUUUUUAAAAAAAUAUUAUUAGCGAAAGGGAAUAAUUUCCCUAUUACAGGGGGUAAUACGUAUUAAUAAUUUUAGUUUACAGAGAUUUUAUAACAAUUGCAAACCGAUUACAAAUCAACAGAUCCGUACAUUCAUUUUAUAGUAAAUUUUAUGUUGUAGCG
Molecule: messenger RNA, 981 nt
Organism: Centruroides sculpturatus (bark scorpion)
Lineage: Eukaryota; Metazoa; Arthropoda; Arachnida; Scorpiones; Buthidae
Exons: 7
Coding region: 215-655 (146 amino acids)
Source: RefSeq, a predicted model, not a curated record